GAGUGCGCUGCAGAGCGGAUUCACACUCGAUCAUAGAAAAACAAAUAAAAAUGUAACUUUAAAUAUGCUCGUUUACGUUAGGAUUUGAAAAUGCGAAAGUUCCGAGCGGCGUCAGGCGCUUCGUUUAAUUAACACACCGUUGUUGAUAUUUUAAUUUUGAAGAUAACCAUAUUUUAAAUAUUCAAAUAGCACUGUAUUAAAAAAUACUUCAGUUCCAGACCGUUUCCCAACAAAUAAAAGAAGGACUGCCUUAUCCUGGUGAAAGCAAAGUUAGAAAGAUGGAGUCUGUUUUCAUUAAACAGGAGGAGGUUCUGGAAUUGGUACCUGUCCGCAUUAAACAGGAGAUGACUGAACUGGAGCCUGUCCACAUUAAAGAAGAGACUGAACUGGAGCCUGUCCACAUUAAAGAAGAGACUGAACUGGAGCCUGUCCACAUUAAAGAAGAGACUGAACUGGAGCCUGUCCACAUUAAACAAGAGGAGACUGAACUGGAGCCUGUCCACAUUAAAAAAGAGACUGAACUGGAGCCUGUCCACAUUAAAGAAGAGACUGAACUGGAGCCUGUCCACAUUAAACAAGAGGAGACUGAACUGGAGCCUGUCCACAUUAAAAAAGAGACUGAACUGGAGCCUGUCCACAUUAAAGAAGAGACUGAACUGGAGCAUGUCCACAUUGAAGAAGAGACUGAACUGGAGUCUGUCCGCAUUAAAGAAGAGACUGAACUGGAGCCUGUCCACAUUAAAGAAGAGACUGAACUGGAGCCUGUCCACAUGAAAGAAGAGACUGAACUGGAGCCUGUCCACAUGAAAGAGGAAGAGACUGAAUUGCAGCCUUUCUACAUUGAACAGUCUGUUGAUUUGUUGUGUAAGGAUUCAGAAAACAUAUCCCGUUCAAAGAUAUCACAUCAUUGUUCUGAAUGUUGGAAGAGCUUCAGUCGAUUAGGAAACCUAAAAACACACCAGCGAAUUCACACUGGAGAGAAGCCGUAUCACUGUACUGAAUGUUGGAAGAGCUUCAGUCAUUCAGGUCACCUAAAAACACACCAGCGAACUCACACUGGAGAGAAGCCGUAUCACUGUUUUGAAUGUGGGGACAGCUUCAGUCGGUUAGAAAACCUAAAAAGACACCAACGAAUUCAUACUGGAGAGAAGCCAUAUCACUGUUCUGAAUGUGGAAAGAACUUUAGUUGCUUAAAAAGCCUACAACUACACCAUCGAAUUCACACUGGAGAGAAGCCAUAUUACUGUAAUGAAUGUGGGAAAAGCUUCACUGAAUCAGGACAACUAAAAACACACCAACGAAUUCACACUGGAGAGAAGCCGUAUCACUGUCUUGAAUGUGGGGAGAGCUUCACUGAAUCAGGAACCCUAAAAACACACCAACGAAUUCACACUGGAGAGAAGCCAUAUCGCUGUACCGAAUGUGGGAAGAGCUUCAGACAGUCAAGCACCCUAAAACGACACCUGCAAAUUCACACUGAAGCCAGCCUCCCUCCCUCCCAGUCCCUCACCUCUCCACCCUACAUGUUUGAGUGUGUGGAGAGCUGACUAAUUCAUUCUCUCUCUCUCUCAUCCUGCAGUAAAUGAAGGGGGUCCCCAGGAGUGAGAGCUAGCUUGAAUCCACAGACACAGAGAAGGGGAUCAUGUCAAACUGAAGAGACAGAUCCAUUCUUUCAGAGUGAACUGGACAGCCCUGGGAUUCAGCUCCACUCCUGCCCCUGAAUUGGAAAUGAAUCUCACUCAUCAUGCUGUGAGGAUUUAUGACAGUUUCAGGGUCAUUCUACUUAGAAGGGAGACAUUGGAAAUAUAUGCCAAGCUUUUUCUCUGAACACUAUAUAUGUUUGAUGCAACACAUUAAGCUGCCAGUAUCAUAUAUAAAGCUCUAUAUAUCAUUAAUUUUUUUUGUAUCUUGACUUUUCGUAGUUUUUUUGUGACUUUGUAGACCUAGCCGUGAUGUAUUAAAGUAAUUUUCAUUCCUGUAACUUCGUUUCAUCCUUUCUGCGGUAGUUUAAUUAUGAAUGUUUGUUUCAAACUACGUUUGUAUACAAAUGCUUACCCUUCAUGUAUUAUCAUUUUUUUUCCUGAUUUAAGACUUCGGAUUGUGCCUGUUAUUUUACGCAUGCCUCCCACUGGUGUAGA
Molecule: messenger RNA, 2138 nt
Organism: Acipenser ruthenus (sterlet)
Lineage: Eukaryota; Metazoa; Chordata; Actinopteri; Acipenseriformes; Acipenseridae
Product: zinc finger and SCAN domain-containing protein 21-like
Exons: 2
Coding region: 279-1547 (422 amino acids)
Biological process (GO): regulation of transcription by RNA polymerase II; central nervous system development
Cellular component (GO): nucleus
Molecular function (GO): DNA-binding transcription factor activity, RNA polymerase II-specific; RNA polymerase II cis-regulatory region sequence-specific DNA binding
Source: RefSeq, a predicted model, not a curated record